AUUUAAUCUGCAGUUACACAACAGCUUAAAGUUCGAGGAUUUAACGAUCAGGUUGAACAAGAGGAUUGCUGACGAUAACAAGUAUUUUUUAAAACCAUACAAGCAUUCUAGCUAUGAUAGAUAUGUCCGUCAACGAAAGUCCACAAUUCUGUGACGUUUGCCUAAAUAGAGACCUCAAUAAAACAGCGGAAGAAUACUGUCCACAGUGUGAAGAGGUUCUAUGUCGGGAAUGUAGAGACCAUCACAAAAUAUCGAGAUCGUCAAAAUCGCAUAAGACAAUCACGGUAAACAAAUAUAACAGAUUACCAUACUUCAUCAAGAGAAUAAAACAUAACUGUGAGGAACAUGACUUCGUCCUUGAAUUCUUUUGUAAAUCUCAUGACUCUCUUUGUUGCAAAAUAUGUUCGAUAUCAGCUCACAAAGAAUGCAAGGAAAUUAUUUUCAUAGAAGAUUUUCUUACGCCUUCAAAAGGACUACCAUUAGUAGCUUUGGAUAACAUUGAAAAAGUUCUGAAAAAUCUGGAAAGUAACAUUUCUUCUGCUAUAAAAGACAGAAAUCGAAAUUUGACUGAUUUACGCGAACAGCAGCGGGUGAUUGCAAAACUAAUUAAGGAAAAGCGUCAAGAAAUUAAUACACUGUUAGACAAUUUUGAAGAGGCCUUGCUAGAAAAGGCAUCUUCACUUGAAAAAGAAUACAGUCAAAAAAUAGAGGACGUCAUUGCAAAAUUAAAUGAGGAAAAACAGAAAGUAGACGAAAUUAAAAAAGACAUCGAAUCUGUAAAAUCCUAUGCAACAAAUUUGCAAAUCUUUAUAGGAUCAAAGUUAUUGGAGGAAAAUGUCUCAACCAAUGAAUUCAAUGUUAAAAAAUUGUAUGACGAUGGUAGUUUUAACGAUGUGAUAAUCGAAUGUACAUUCAAUGAAAAGCUAGAUCAGUUUAUAAAAGAUAUAAAUGCAUUUGGGAAUAUGAGGGUGGACAAUAGUGAAAAGCACGUUUCUUUUUCAUGGAAAGGUGAUAAAUCAGCACAAAUUUAUCAACCAAUAUCGGGAGCAAAAUCGGUUGAAAAUAUAAAUGUCAAAAUUGUGCAUAAGAUUAACGUUGGUCGUGAUGGGCUUUCUGGAUGCGUCGUGUCAGAAUCUGGAAACAUGUUAUUCCUUAUUGCACACGAAAAUAGUCUGAUGAAAUAUUUACCUAAUGGUGAAUUUUAUUCCGAGUUGCAUAUAAACAUUGCGCCGUCCAACAUUGGAUAUGGCCUUGCAGUGGUUGAUUCAAACACGAUAGCUGUUUCAACUGGUGGAAGUGACCCACACAAAAUUUAUUUCAUUGAUAUCAAUAAUGCGGCAGUACAUCAAGUUUUUGAUUUAAAGGACUUCUGUUUCGGCUUAAGCUAUCACAAUGGAUCACUAAUGUGCUGCACCUAUGACAAAGGCGUACAAAUAUUUAAAAUUCCGAAAAGGUUUACUAGAGUGCAGUUACUACCUAUUGCAACCGGAUCAUUUAGCUAUAACUACGUUACCUCAAAUGACAAUUCCAUUUUUCAUUCAAACUGUCAUACUAAUUCUGUCGUUUGUUAUGAAUACAAUGGACAAGUAAAAUGGUCAUAUUCCGAUUCAUUACUCAGAAAACCAUACGGCAUCACCUUAGAUUCCCAUUCCAACAUUUAUGUUGCUGGUUCUGAUUCAAACAAUAUCGUAGUCAUAUCACCAGAUGGAAAACAGGCCAAAGAACUAAUUAGAGCUAGUGACGGACUUUCAAAACCUCAUGCCGUAUUUUUCCAUAAAACCAAAAACGUACUUCUUGUUGCUAACUAUAAUGAAGUUGCAUUUCUGUUUGACGUUCAAUGCAGUAAACAUUUUGCCGAUUGA
Mytilus trossulus (common blue mussel) is the source of this 1862-nucleotide messenger RNA. RefSeq lists its product as uncharacterized. The record is from RefSeq and is a predicted model, not a curated record. The transcript is spliced from 2 exons. Bases 114 to 1862 code for a protein of 582 amino acids. NCBI's taxonomy places the organism in Eukaryota, Metazoa, Mollusca, Bivalvia, Mytilida, Mytilidae. Gene Ontology annotation, molecular function: ubiquitin protein ligase activity; zinc ion binding.